Molecule: messenger RNA, 7183 nt
Organism: Lytechinus pictus (painted urchin)
Lineage: Eukaryota; Metazoa; Echinodermata; Echinoidea; Temnopleuroida; Toxopneustidae
Product: cleavage and polyadenylation specificity factor subunit 1-like
Exons: 41
Coding region: 295-4608 (1437 amino acids)
Cellular component (GO): nucleus; mRNA cleavage and polyadenylation specificity factor complex
Molecular function (GO): protein binding; nucleic acid binding
Source: RefSeq, a predicted model, not a curated record
AUAACUCGGCGUUGAUUGCAAGCGUGUUCUCCGUGCAGUGCUGUGUUUUGGCUUUUGUUUCGUAGAAAAAUUGCUCAAAAAUAGCAGUUUUUGUCUCCACGAAGACAUAUAUUUAUUAUUUUACUCCAACGAGGAAGCUGCCCAGGUGGAGUGGUGGAGCUGGUGCAAGUUCAUAACAGAGGAUACGCCCAGAUUUGCAUACCUCUAGAACAGCUUGCCCUUAGUGUUGGAUUGGACCACCCAUUGUCAAUCUAGCUACAGGAGCUACUCUAGUGGGAGAAGUAACCAGUGAAGAUGUAUGCGUUCUACCGUGAAACCCAUCCCCCGACAGGGGUGGAGCACUGUGUCUACUGUCAUUUCUUCUCACCAGAUCAGCAGAACCUGGUGGUGGCCAAGGGGUCGGAGCUGACGGUCUAUUCCAUGAUAACCAUCGACUCCAGCAAGCCAACUGACAAAGAUUCCAAACCGAAGAAGAAACUUCAGGAAGCAGCUACGUUUCAUAUCUUUGGUAAGGUGAUGUCAAUGCAGAGUGCUCAAGUGACUGGAUCGGGACGGGAUGCUCUUCUUCUCAGCUUUAUGAAUGCAAAGGUGUCUAUUGUUGAGUAUGAUCCUAACAUGCAUGAUCUCAAGACACUCUCGAUGCAUUACUUUGAGGAAGAUGAAACCAAGGAGGGAGUUUAUCGUAACAUCUACCACCCCAUAGUAAGAGUGGAUCCUGACCAUCGCUGUGCUAUCAUGUUAACCUAUGGUUCGAAGCUUGUGGUUCUACCAUUCCGUAGAGAGGGUUUGAUUGAAGACCUGGAUAAGUCCCUCAGUACAAGUACACGACGUGGAGCGUUGAUGCCCAGUUAUGUAAUCAGACUAAAUGAAAUGGAUGAUCCAAUCUGUAAUAUCUUAGAUGUUCAGUUCCUACAUGGUUACUAUGAGCCUACGUUACUCAUCCUCUAUGAGCCACUUCGUACAUGGCCAGGGCGUGUAGCAGUGAGACAAGAUACCUGUUCAAUCGUAGCCCUGUCACUCAACAUGGCCCAGAAAGUACAUCCUAUCAUCUGGUCUCAGAGCAGUCUACCUUACGAUUGCAGACAGGUCCAAGCUGUCCCUAAACCCAUCGGUGGUGUUUUGAUCUUAGCAGUGAACUCACUCCUAUACUUGAAUCAAAGCAUCCCGCCGUAUGGUGUAUCUCUCAACUCGCUUACAGAUUGGAGUACUGCAUUCCCAUUGAAAAUUCAAGAAGGCGUGAAGGUAUCAAUGGAUUGCACCCAAGCAACGUUCAUAUCAUACGACAGACUGGCACUGUCCCUGAAAGAUGGAGAGAUAUACGUUUUAACGUUGGUUGUUGAUGGUAUGAGGAGCGUCCGAGGGUUUCAUCUUGAUAAAGCUGCUGCUAGUGUACUCACAACAUGUAUAUGUCCGGUGGGAGAUGGCUAUCUCUUCUUAGGGUCUCGUCUUGGUAACUCUCUGUUGUUGAGAUACACUGAGAAAGUAUCAGAAACCAGCUCGUCAGAGGCUUCAAAAUCUGAGGAUCAAAAAGCGGGUGAACCUCCAAGCAAGAAGAUAAGGAGUGACGAUGCGAGUGAUUGGAUGGCAUCUGACACCAAGUUUCUUGAUGAUCCUGAUGAAUUGGAGGUGUAUGGCAAAGAGGUUCAGAAAACAGGAACACAACUCACAUCUUAUUCAUUUGAGAUCUGUGAUAGUCUUCUGAACAUUGGUCCAUGUGGUAAUAUGAUCAUGGGAGAACCGGCUUUCCUCUCAGAAGAGUUUCAAGGUAGUGUUGAUCCUGACCUUGAGCUGGUGACGACAUCGGGAUAUGGCAAGAAUGGAGCUUUAUCUGUCCUACAGCGUACAGUAAGGCCUCAGGUUGUGACGACCUUUAACCUUCCUCAAUGUCUUGACAUGUGGACCGUUAAGAGCCUCAAGAAAACGAAAUCUGAUGAGAAAUCUGAAGACUCGGAGAUCAGUCCAGAUGAUAAGGACAAACACGCAUACUUGAUCCUGAGCAAACCAGACUCAUCCAUGGUUCUUCAGACCGGCCAGGAGAUCACGGAGGUUGCAGCCGGAGGAUUCAGCACACAGGCUCCUACUAUCUUUGCUAGUAACAUGGGCGAUGAUCGCUACAUCGUACAGGUCAUGAACAAGAGUAUCUGUCUAUUAGAAGGAGCUGAGCAGAUCCAGCACAUGAUAUUGGAUGUAGGCUCUCCCAUCAAGCAAUGCUCUCUUGCUGACCCUCAUCUACUCCUACUGACCGAGAAGGGUGACCCUAUCCUAAUGACCCUUAAACCUGACCAGCAAGGUGCCAGCCAUCGGCUUCAUAUGACCAAACCAACGCUCUCUCAGAAAUCCAAGAUUGUUGCAUUGUGCGCAUACAGAGACACCAGUGGAACGUUUACUACAGCGAGCCUCUCUGCUAAAGAAAAGGCUAAUACAAGUAUUAGGGAGAAGUCUUCAUCAAAAUUGGAACCUAGUAGUCUCAAUGCAAGCACUGUUGAUGAUGAAGAUGAGUUGCUUUAUGGAUCAUCUGAUCAUGAUAUUAUCACCCCUGCAGCACCAGUGAUGGAUCAAACAAGCAAAAGUGAAGAUGAUAAUGAGAAGAGCUCACAAAGAGAGACUACGUAUUGGUGUGUCUUCUGCAGAGAAAAUGGACAGUUAGAGAUGUAUAGCCUACCAGACAUGGUGUUAGCUUUCUUGGUCAAGAACUUUCCUAUGGCUUCUAAGGUCUUAGUGGACAGCGGAUCAACAUUCUUGACAGGAGAUCAAAGCCAGCAGCAUGAAAUGCUUCAGCAAGUUCAAGAAGUUCUCCUUGUUGGUCUAGGUCAUGAGAAAAAGAAGAUCUACAUGCUGGCUCUCGUUGAGGAUGACAUCAUGAUCUAUGAAGCGUUCCCUUACCACACAGUCAUACAAGAACAUCAUCUCAGAAUCAGAUUUAGAAAGAUCCCUCACAAGAUACUGAUGAAACCCAAGAAGGCUAGGACAUCAAAGAAAGCAACAGCAGAGGGCGGUAGCAAGACAGAGACGGAAGCUGAACCAGAGAGUGAUUCUAAGACUCCAUCAAGGCGUGUCAACAGGCUAAGAGAGUUCCACAAUGUUCAGACUUACUCUGGGGUUUUCAUCAGUGGCUCCCAUCCAUACUGGUUGUUUGUCACGUCGAGAGGUGCCUUACGUACACACCCUAUGCCUGUAGAUGGCGCUAUAUCAUGCUUUGCUUCAUUCCAUAACGUGAACUGCCCAAAUGGUUUCUUGUACUUCAACAGAAAGGAUGAACUUAGGAUAUGUGUAUUACCAUCCCAUCUAUCAUACGAUGCUCCUUGGCCGGUCAGGAAGGUCCCGUUGAGAUGUUCGCCACAUUUUGUAGCAUAUCAUGUGGAGACUAAGACAUAUGCAGUUGUCACAAGUGUACAAGACACCAGGACACACAUAUGGAAAGUAACAGGUGAAGAGAUAGGAGAAGAACCGGUAGAAAGAGAUGAUAGGUUUGUGCCAACGACCAAAGACACAUUUUCUGUACAGCUUUUCUCCCCAGUUAGUUGGGAUGCCAUUCCUAAUACAAGAAUUGAGUAUGAACCAGCAGAGACUGUAACCUGCUUGAAAGUUGUUAAUUUGAACUGUGAGGGUACUAUGACAGGAAGGAAAGGCUAUGUAGCCGUAUCAACUACACAUGUCUACUCGGAGGACCUGCAGACCAGAGGAUCGGUUUACAUCUAUGAUUGUAUUGAGGUUGUGCCUGAGCCUGGACAACCCCUCACAAAGAACAAGCUAAAGCCCCUGUAUGAGAAGAGACAGAAGGGACCGGUUUCCACUCUGUGUGAAGUCAAGGGAUAUCUUCUUACUUGCAUCGGGCAGAAGGUGUACAUGUGGCAGUUCAAGGACAAUGACCUGGUAGGAUUGGCAUUCAUUGAUACUCAGAUCUAUAUUCACAAUGCUGUUAGUGUCAAGCAAUUCAUCCUGAUAACAGAUGUAAUGAAAGGAGCAUACUUCCUCCAGUACCAGGAGCAGGAUAGAACACUCUCACUCGUUAGCAGGGAUGCUCGACCGCUAGAGGUCUUUGGCUGUGAGUUCAUGGUGGAUGACAGACAGAUGGCUUUCUUAGUAUCUGAUACGGACAAGAACCUGCUCAUUUUUCAUUACCAUCCUGAAGCCCCUGAGAGUGUGGGUGGCGCCUACCUCCUGAGAAGGGGCGAUAUCAACAUCGGCUCAGCGGUCAAUACCUUCGUCAGGGUCCGAUGCAGACUGACCGAUCCCUCCACGGAGCAGAUCCUAUCAGGUCCAGUGGUCAGGAGACAAGUUGUCUUCUUUGCCUCGCUUGAUGGUAGUUUAGGACUCCUACUGCCCAUGGUUGAAAAGACGUACAGGAGAUUACUCAUGUUGCAGAAUGUCCUCACGAACAGUCUCCCUCACGUUGGAGGGCUUAAUCCCAAGGCUUACAGACACGUCAGGUCUCAUUUGCGUAGCCUUAACAACCCUCAUCGUAACAUCCUGGAUGGAGAUCUUCUCUUGAAGUUCUGUCAUCUCAGCGUCGUUGAGAAAAACGAGUUUGCAAAGAAGAUAGGAACAAACGUAGAUCAGAUUAUAAGUGACUUGAUGCUGGUCGAGAACCUGACGAUGCACUUCUAGAAACUGUGAAUAAAACCACCCCCUUUGCCAGGACUAUCAGAAGCCUCGUGAGCAGAAAAAAAAUUACGAUCCAUUAAUUGGAUCCAGUGAUUGGUUGGGACUGCAAGACAUGAAUAGAAGCUACAAGAUAAUAUUUGAAUAUUUGGACAUGAUUCUUCGUUGAAUAGAAGCGAGGCAUUAUGGCCACAGUGCCUUGAAGACCAUCACAACCUGAGGCUAAGGGUGUGUUUUCACAAGUGUACAAAUGUUUUACAAGGAUGUAAGUUGGGAUUUUUUCGCAGUUGCAACAGGAACAAAUUCUACAAUGCACCAAUUCCUUUGAAAAUGCAAGUCUAACAACAAUGAACAGCUUAGAGGUCUUUGUCGAAAAACGGUGAAUCGGGACAGCAGAUCGGCCUAAGAUUCAGAUCAUACAAAAAAUUGCAAAUAUGUUGCAUCUCCAGAGUCAUGGACGACACUGCUUUUUGAUUUACCAAUUUUCGACAAAGGGUGCUUUGUCAUGAAGGGCUUUUGACAAUAGAUUCUCAAUGUUCCAGAAAGUGUCUGCGUAGUGUUGCAAAAACUCCCUACUGUCAAAACAGGAUAGAAUUGUACCUUUAUAUUCUAUGCUCUUAACAUUGGGUCAAUCAUGGUCAGGGUCUCAUGGUGUUGCCAAUUAUUCAUUUUUUAUUUGGCAGGAUUUUUUUUUUUAAGUUUGAAUGAAAAUCUGCUUCUAAAGUUUCCUACCUCCCAUGAACAAUCGAUCACACUUUUGAACUUCAGAGUUCUCCUGAAAUAAAAGAUUUUUUUUUUACAUCAUCAACAUUGGCAUCCUUUUAGAAAAAAAUGUGCAUGCCCAUGAAAGCACAGCUUACAUUUUUGUUUUAAUGAUAACCUUUGAAAUAACUGAAGAAAAUAGAAGUUUUAUUGUUGUAUUGGUCCUCACAUAAUUAGUACACAAUAAAACAAAAUUUCUUGCUUUAAGGUUUUUUUUAUUUGGGACAACUGUCACAUGAUUCCUCAUCUUAAUAUUUGUUUAUUUACAUGGUAUAGCAAAAAUCAUAUAUUACUUGGCCAUUAUAGGAAAUUAAAUAUAAACUUUGAUUUUGAUUGGCUAAGACAUGUUACCAUGGUAAUUACACUGAUAGCAAAGUUACCAUAAAUUUAUGCAACAUAAGCUUGUGAAUAAUUGCAUCACUUUUCUCUCACUUUUAAACAUUUUUUUUUAAAGGAACAGGUAAUUGGUAAUCAAUAUUUCCAUGAAUCAAGACCAAUUAUAAUCAUACAUGUUGGAUUUUUUCGCAAUUACUGAGGAAAAAUAAUUCAUUGUAUGUAAGAGCAGUGAACUGCUUGAAGGCCUAUCCAAAGGGCUUGUCAAUAAGGAUUAUUGCCUCACAAGAAAGAUCUGGCUCAUUAACUUGUUAGCCCAGUUCAAUGGGUUAUUAACAUAAGUUAACUUUAUGUACCGACUGAACUAUCUGGACUACCAUACAUCAUUAACACAUGCUUUGCACAAACUGAUCUGAUCUGACUUUUUUUAAUGCUAAUUAACUGAGUGUAAUCUUUUAAAUCUUAAAAGGUUAUGCAUAGUAUUCCAGACUCAAAAUACUCUCCAGGAAGAGUAGAAUCAGGGGCCAGGGAACGAUUUUUGAAAAGGGAGUGCUGUUUUUUUUCUUUUAACAAUUUGACAAGCAAAACAAGGUUUUCACCCCAGAAUAAGGGUUAUUUUGGUCAAAUUCCUAUAUUGUAGCAUAUCGACCUGAUUUCAAGGAGGUGCUGCCUAUGGUGUAUAAUAUUCGCAGCACCCCCAGAAAAAUCUUGGGGUUGCUCGAGUAACCCCGCUUCCCGGGGCCAUGUGGAGAAUAUGUAUACAUUCAAGACAGACAAUGCCAAAUAAAUCUUGUUGACUGGGAUUAUAAUGUACUUGUAGAGCCCUCUGAUAUAUUGUCAGCAUUAUGUUUUAUCGCAGCGAAUUGAUGAUAUGAUCCAAUAUAUAAUGUUUUAUAAAUAAUAAUCAUAGGCAUUUAUAUAGCGCCAACUAUCUUUCUGAGGCGCAUUAUUUAAUAUAAUUAUUACCCUGGCUGUAGCUCAAGCAGCCUUCCAGUGCUCAGUGCAUUAAGGAAUUUAUCCGGCUGGGUACCCAUUCACCUCACCUGGAUUGAGUGCAGCACAAUGUGGGUAAAUUUCUUGCUGAAGGUUAAACACACACCUUGGCUGGGAUUCAAACCCACGUCCCUCUGAUUGGAAGAUUAUAGAGUAUAACCACUAGACCACGAUGCCCCCAUAUUUUUCAUGAGUACAAAAGGGGAGCCUUCACAUUUUAAUUGAUCAAAGUUGAAAUAGUUUUGUGAACAUAAUAUGUCCCAUCAUUAUGUGUCAAUUUAAAGGCUGCAUGUAACAUUGUUGCAGGCUUUGAUUUCAAAUUUUAUCAUGUCUGUCUCAUUGAAAAUGAUGAAGCAUAGUGAAUUGUGUGAGAAAAUAUAUUUUUUGUCAUUUAUGUUUAUGACUUGCUCUGUUUGUACAUUUGUAAAUACAUUGGUACAGCAAAAUGUAUCUCUACGUCUGAGAUUGUCAAUUUUUAAAUAAAUACAGAUGG